Dicrocoelium dendriticum is the source of this 4370-nucleotide messenger RNA. The record is from the annotation of a GenBank genome assembly. Lineage: Eukaryota; Metazoa; Platyhelminthes; Trematoda; Plagiorchiida; Dicrocoeliidae.
ACACAAGCGCUGGACAGACUGAGCACAGCGGCAAUGGGCAGCCGUACGCAGUAGCUUUAUGGACUAACGGUCAUGGUAAAAUUGUACCUUCGCAUUCUCAUCAAUUGAGCGACAAGUCGGAGAGCAGUGGUAAGAUGUAAUGUUUGACCAGCAAAUGCUGAUCACCCAUUACAAUACCCCGUCAAUCGUGUUGCUCGCCUUUGUCAAAUCGAUCACACAAACCUCUGUCUUUUGAUCUGUGAUAACCGGACGACAAACACAGAGCCACGCCCAAGAGGAUGAGUGGGUCUCGCAAAGGUCUAGUCGCUCCACAGAAUACAUUUCUAGAUAAAAUUAUCCGAAGAUGCAAUGGUCAAUUCUGCAGCUUUGUGCUUGCCAACGCUCGCAUCGUCGAUUACCCCAUAGUGUAUUGCAACGAAGGAUUCGCUCGCCUCGUUGGAUACAGUCGAGUGGACAUUAUGCAGAAGAGUGGCAACUGUGUGUACUUUUAUGGAGAACAAACCACUCAGGAGAUGAGAGACCGCUUAUUGAAGGCACUGGACACUCAAACAGCUGACCAAAUUGAGAUGAUAUUCUAUAAGAAAAAUCACUCCGUUAUUUGGGUACUGGUUUAUGUGGCGCCGGUGAAGAACGAGCAAGAAGAAGCCGUUCUAUUUUUACUUGCCUUCAGAGAUAUCACACCACUGAAAACCCCACUGGAAGAUGAUGAUACAACCAAAGGUUUGAGCAAGUUCGCAAGAUUAGCGCGCUCCGUUACACGAAGUCGAUCCGCAUUGCAAUCCAUUCCGUCGCCCCAAAACACGCAAUCGCCUAGUACACCUACGCUUGCGUCUGCAGGCCUCUUGGGGAUUCCAGAGGCUGGUUCAAUCCCCCCUCGUUUGGAAGGAAGCUCGGAUCCCCGUGCCGGAUUCCCAGGAUCACAUAUUCUCCACGCAGGCGGAAAUACUUCACGUCUUUACGAUUCCACCCGCUCUGAUGCCGAAAGGGGCACAUUGAAUACUUCUGCCUGGCUUGAACUGGUACCGCCGUACAAACAAGAAGCUCCAAAGACACCUCCUCAUAUUAUACUGCACUACGUGGCCUUCAAAACCACCUGGGAUUGGAUAAUCUUAUUUCUCACUGGAUAUACUGCGGUUAUGGUCCCAUUCAACGCUGCAUUUAAGAGCAAAACUAUGGAUGACGUUAGCUUUCUGGUUGUGGAUAGCAUAGUAGACGUCAUAUUUUUUAUCGAUAUCGUUUUGAAUUUUCACACUACUUUUGUCGGUCCCAACGGCGAAGUUAUCUCGGAUGCAGCAAUCAUACGCAUCAAUUAUCUCAAAGGGUGGUUCAUGGUUGAUUUGCUCUCCUGCCUACCCUAUGACGUUUUCAAUGCAUUUCAGCCAGAGGCAACUCAGAGCACCAUCAGUUCCCUUUUCGGAACCCUCAAAGUGGUUCGCUUAUUACGAAUUGGUCGCGUGACUCGGAAAUUGGAUCAAUACCUGGAGUACAUGGCAGCCAGUUUAUUGCUGAUGAUUUCUGGGUUUGUGUUGCUAGCGCAUUGGCUGGCUUGUGUGUGGUACAGUUUGGGACAAGCAGACCUGAAAAAUGGCAUCUAUUACGGUUGGAUUCCCCGCUUGCUGAGCGACAUUGAUCAGACGAAAGCUAUCCCAGCCAACUGGACCAGUGGGCCUCUGCCGCUUCCACGAACCAUGACGUAUGUGACCUCAUUGUACUUUACUUUGUCCCUCAUCACAAGCAUCGGCUUUGGGAACGUCUCUGCCACGACUUUCGGUGAAAAGAUCGUAUCGGUCGUAUUCAUGCUGAUCGGGGCGUUCGGCUACGCGACCAUAUUCGGCAACGUCACCACUAUUUUCCAAGGAAUGUAUGCCACUCGAUCCCGCUACCACGAUAUGAUGGGUUCUGUGAAAGACUUUAUCAAAACGCAUAGCGUACCAAAAGAUCUUGCUGAGCGCGUCAUUGACUACGUGACGUCUACAUGGGCCAUCACCAAGGGCAUCGACACAGCUAAGGUACUCAAUUAUUGCCCUAAGGAUAUGAAAGCCGAUCUGUGUAUUCACCUGAAUCGUAUGGUGUUCAACGAGCAUCCGGCGUUCCGCUUGGCUAGUGACGGCUGUCUGAGAGCUCUGGCGGUGAACUUUAACACAAUCCACACGGCCCCCGGGGAUUUGAUCUUUCAUCAAGGAGAAAGCAUCGAUCAGCUGUGUUUCGUCGUCUCGGGGUCAUUAGAGGUGAUACAGGACGAUGAAAUUGUGGCAUUUCUGGGUCGAGGAGACGUGUUCGGGGAACCGUUUUGGAAGGACCCAAAUCGAAUGAGCCACUCAGCUGCAACCGUUCGUGCGCUGACUUACUGUGAUCUACACUGUAUAAAGAAGGAUAGUUUACUACAGGUGUUGAGUUUCUACUCGGCGUUUUCGAACAGUUUUGCACGAAAUCUCGUAUUAACUUACGACCUGAAAACUAGACUGAUUUUCCGUAAGCUAGCGGACGUGAAACGGGAGUACGAGUUGGCGGAACACCGUAACAAUGACAAUCCUCUCUCCGGCCUCCGAGCGGAUCAUCCGGUUCGUCGUAUGAUACAUCGCUUUCGUAUGAUUGGUGCACACGCCCAAACGAUAAACGGUUCCUCGAGCGGGGGCGCUACGGAUCCGGAUCCCAAAGGAAACAGACUACCCACUUCAUUAAGUGCGGCUGACAAUGGAGAUGCAACGGAGAUGCAUAAAACCAACUCACGGAGAGGUUCACUCACAAACUCCGCUCCAUCCGGUGAAUUCGGAGCCAAUCAUGCAACGAAACUUGACGGAAUCACAUCCAAGUGGAGCAAGCGUAUAAGCCUACAGCGCAGCCCACUGAGUGGUACGGAAGAUGAAGAUACCAACCUGGGAAUCACACACCGAGCAGUGGAAUCAGAAAGAGCGAAUGCUCCCAUCAGAUCUAAACUUCAGUCCCGCUGGGGUAGGUUACUGACCCCAGCUCCGAUCAAGGAGGAGUCAGAGAAGGAUGAAACAACCUCGCACAAGUCGUCAAAUCAGUCUAUUGAAUGGAAGAAAUUACCAUCUGAUACUGGCAAGGGAAUGGGCUACGGUACGUCUUCUGGCGAGGGCAAGAAGGAAAUAGAGGCAGUGUCGAACCAGCAAAUCCUGACGUGCAUGCUUCAAAUGCAGUCAGAACUUACAACUGAGUUGAACACCCUAAUGAAAAGGAUGGACCAAGUUGAUUCACGAAUUGGUGAACUUCUGUCGACCGUGCGUAGUGAUCCCGGAGUAACACUCGGACAAGUCAAUGGCGCGUAUUCUGAGUCACAAGCAAAAUUGGGUGAGUGUGAGAACAGAAGGGUCAGUACCCAUCACAAAUCACCCCGUGUGGGGCACAACAAUCGUGUUUAUCCAGCCAAGCAGUCGUAUAUCAUUUCAACCGCAGUCCCAUCCAACAGAAAAAAGACACCCAGCCCCUUGGUCAAGCUCCAGACGCGUGUUUUUGGGGGUAUCAGGCAGAAAAAGUUUGUACCCAUGCCAUACCGAGUCAGUCCAGAAGAGGAAUCAUGGCAUUCAAAUAUGAGGUCAUACCUCGGUGGAGAUAGCAUCACGCGAUACCACUGUCAGCACCCGACAGAAACGGACACGUCUUCUUUCGCAGCUGAGAGCCAAUCUUCCACCUCAACACCACUUCAAGGCUUCGACGCACGCUCCGUCUCACAAAUUUCAAACGAUCUUUCAAGUGACGUGGAUGUGGCUGAUCCCUGCUUUAACCCUCAGCAAAUUUCCGCCGUUAUUGAUAGCAACCAGAGGAUGACUAGAGAGCGAAGCAGUGAUAGUCUGUUCCAUGACCCUUUAUUGUUAGAAGAUGCGUCUCAUCCUGACUACGUCACCCGUAGCAGAUUCAUCAACGCAACAAACACAAAAUCCAUGGCCUCGACACCCCUGAACAACCCAUCAUUUGAAAUACCACGUGUCCAUUGUGAUAGUUUAGGAACUCCCAACCAGUCUAUAAAGCCAUCGGUCGUUUUUCCUUUAGACACUUGUUCUGGAGUAGCAACUGUGCAUCUCUUGACACAGCAAAGUGUAUGUUCUUCAUUAACAAGUGCACAAAUGGAUGUGCACCCAGUUCAACUUAGUUCCGUCACCCCUUUGUCUAUUGUGGGCUCUGUAGUUCGGUUUCCCCAGUGGUGGCCAAAUCUUCAACACAGGCUAGAUCACUCAGAAGACCAAUGCAGCUUGACCAAAUACACAUUCGCACAUUCCAAACCGCAGGUGGCUAGCCAGCCUAGCUCUUCUACAACUUCUUCAACGAAACCUUUUCAGUAUACUGACCCGAAGUGCUGAAGUGCAUUGUCAAUAAAUGUUCAGAUGUUUAACUAAAGCCGUUUAUGCCUC